AUGGCGCCCCGAGCCUAUCUUACCACUGGCUUGAGGCAUCUAGGCAAGCCCCGCCCGCUGGAGCCCGGUGAAACGUUUGUUGUCCGGUACAAAAAUUCCCUCCGACAGUACAGAUCUGACGUUUGGAUUGGCGUCAUCCUACCUGAAAAGUUCGGACCAAGCAGACACAUCAAUCGCCGCCCUGUUGGCGCCCAGCCAGCUGAGGGCACUUGGGUGACCCAUCUGAAAGACCGGAUGUACUCGAUGUAUCUUCCGGGCCGGAAUAUGUACAAAUGGGUGGGACUCCAGGACCUCUUUAUCCUCAAUGAAAAGACCAUCAAUGUCCUCCGGCGCGCCCAGAGAGAACCAGAUGCCAAGAUCUGGGACGAUCUGGUGGAGAUCAUUCGAACUGAGCCGGGCCUAGAAUUUUGGAAGAACAUGUCUCUCCAGGAACUCGGCACCAAGGGUAAACGAGGCAAGGAACUUCGUCUCGUCAUGCCGAGUGGCCAGGAAGACCUUGUCUCCUGCGGAGAAAGCCAUGGUGAUUCCGAGUCCGAGGAGGAAGAUGAAGAUGCCGAUGAAGAUGCCGAUGAAGACGACAAUGAAGAUGACAAUGAAGAUGAACAUCAAGAGGAUCCAUCGGAUCACGUGAAGCCUGAAACUGAUGUUGCACCUAGCUCAUCUAAUGAGCAAGCAACUAUCAGGUCAUUUUCUGACACACGUGCUGCACAGGGCGUUCAGUUCAGACAGACACCGCGGUUGUUCCAAGAUGCCAACCCCACUGCAUCUGCAUCUGAAAAAACCCCCUUUGCAGACAGAGAGAGCUCUAGCUUAGGGAAGACACCGAAAUUCCAUCCAUGUCCCCCUCUGAUAUCUCCCACUUCGUCUUCUACUCCUUCUCUCCCAACCUCAUCGCCCUUCACUGCGGCACCAACCACCAUGACUCAGACCACGGUGCCUAAGGUUGAGAAUGAUACUAGUGCUAGUCCUAGUGGUAAUCUUACAGAUAUGGCACCCCAGCAACCCGUUCCAGAGUUCUCAAUCUUCGAUUUGACCCUCAGCCAGGCUCUGAAGCACGUCUUCUUGAAUCAGCGUGAGGCCGCCAAGAUCACCGAUAUGUUUCUAGGCGCUGUGGCUCUCGAAAGACAGCCCGAACACUUGCAGAUUCGUGAAUACUUGUCCGAUGGAGAAUUUCCCCCUCGCCUGAUUACUCUUAAAAACUCAGGCUUCUCCCAUCCCACUCCAUUCCCAGCCCUCAAUGCUGACAGCAGUACUACCUACCGCCUGGUUGGUGACCAAAUGGGAAUUGGUCAGAACUUCAAACUGAACGGCGUGAGCAACAGCCUGGAUCUGGAAAAUGCCAUUCUCGCCCUCGGAAGAGUGUACCUCCAAGCACGCCGUUUCGGCCUCAUGGAUUUGGUUUAUCGGAUUACGUUCAAGCUUCAAGUCGCCUGGAACUGUUACCCAGAGCUAUACCAAUCCAAACCCCUCCUCGAGGUGGCUUCUCUUGCUUUUGCCGGCCACGCUGAGUUUGAUGAGGCUGAUUGCGAUUACCUCCAGUCGUGGUUAAUUCACUUCAUUGCCGAGGCCUCGGAUUUGCUCACGUACAACGCCAGCGAGCAGUUCUGGUCGUUGUUGCGAGCCCAUCUAAAGCUCCAAGACAAAGUUCUCAAUCUUCGCACGCUGGCUCAUAUCCAUAACCCGGAAUUGUAUGGCAAUACGCGUGCCCUUCUCGAGAGUCGCGGUCUGGGAAACUUAUGA
Molecule: messenger RNA, 1740 nt
Organism: Penicillium samsonianum
Lineage: Eukaryota; Fungi; Ascomycota; Eurotiomycetes; Eurotiales; Aspergillaceae
Exons: 3
Coding region: 1-1740 (579 amino acids)
Source: RefSeq, a predicted model, not a curated record